AUGAUCUCUUCACAGCAUGCCGGGAGCAAGAAUCUCGUCAUCCGGCAGCCGGUGGGCGUAUGCGCCAUCAUUGCCCCGUGGAACUUCCCCGUGGCCAUGAUCACUCGCAAGCUGGGCCCUGUCAUUGCCGCCGGAUGCACUGCGGUGGCCAAGCCUCCCCGAGAAGCAUCACUUUGUGCGACAGCGCUGGCCCAUAUCGCUCUAGAAGCUGGGUUGCCUACCGAAGUCGUCCAGGUCACGCCCUGUACGGACCGCGUGGCUGUUACAGAGCUGUAUACCAACCCCUUAGUGCGCAAGGUCAGCUUUACAGGAUCCACAGACGUCGGAAAGGUAAUAUCCGAGCAUGCCGUACGGACCAUGAAACGGAUCUCCAUGGAGCUGGGGGGAAACGCGCCGUUGAUUGUGUUCGACGAUGCCGACAUGGACGCGGCUGUGGAGGGCGCCGUCAUCUGCAAGUUCCGAUGCUCCGGCCAGACCUGCGUCUGUGCAAAUCGCAUCUAUGUUCAUCGUGCAUGCCACGACAUCUUUGUCCAGCGACUGUCGGCUCGUAUACAAUCCUUCAAGGUCGGUCCAGGCCUCUCGCCUGACGUCACGCACGGCCCAUUGAUUAACCGCGCGGCCGUUGAGAAGGCCCAAGCCCAUAUUGACGAUACUUUGAACAAAGGUGCCACCCUGGUUACUUGGGGGAAGACUAUGGAUGGUUCAGGCGGAUUCUUCAUCGAGCCUACGCUGCUAGUGGGCAUCACUAGCGAGAUGGCAGUGGUGUGUGAAGAGACAUUCGGGCCUUUGGCGGCGAUCACUGUAGACGAGGUUAUCCAGAUGACCAAUGCUACAGAGUACGGCCUGGCAGGCUAUCUAUUCAGCCAGAGUAUGAACACCAUUUUGCGUGUCUCGGCGGCGUUGGAAGUUGGUAUGCUCGGAGUCAACACGGGGAAGAUCAGCGCCGCGGAGGCUCCCUUUGACAGCGUCAAGGAAUCUGGAUUCGGGCGCGAGGGUAGCAAUUUCUCAGGACAACUUGGAACCACCAUGCCUACAAAAAUCUUCAUCACCGGGGUCACCGGUUACAUCGGCGGCGAUGCACUCUACCACAUCCACCAGAACCACCCUGAUUUCGAAUAUUCGGCCUUAAUCCGAACCGACGAUAAAGCCCGCAAAGUUCAGGCGCAGUAUCCAAAGCUGAGGGUAAUCAUUGGCGAUCUUGACGAUACCGAAAAGAUUGCUCGGGAAGCUGCAUGGGCAGAUAUUGUGAUUCAUACGGCCGACUCAUCUGAUCAUGUUGUCGCAGCCAAUGCGAUUGCUGAAGGAAUGGUUCAGGGCCAUAGUCCUGAGCGACCAGGGUAUUGGCUACACACAGGCGGGACCGGUAUUCUGACUUAUUUCGACUCAGACGUACGGAAGGUUUCCGGAGAGCCGGAUGAAAAAGUGUUCAAUGACUGGGACGGAAUCGACGAAUUGGUCAAUCUACCCCCGGCAGCCUUCCACCGGAAUGUGGAUGAGAUAGUCUUGAAGACUGGGGUUGAAUAUGCCGACCGUGUUAAGACUGUUAUUGUAUGCCCUCCCACCAUCUAUGGGCCAGGCCGUGGUCCUAUUUCUGGCCGUGGUCGACAGGCCUAUGAACUUGCGUCGUUUAUUUUAAAGCAAAAGUAUACGCCACAGAUCGGGAAGGGGUUGGCCCGGUGGAAUAACGUCCAUGUCUGGGAUCUGAGCAGGCUCUUUGAAGGACUUGUACAGGCUGCGCUUGACCCCACCAGGGCCAACGACGAUGAGAUCUGGGGUGGAAAGGGAUACUUCCUGUGUGAAAACGGGGAGCAUAUUUGGGGGGACCUGUCCAGGUUGAUUGGCCAGCAGGCAUUUAAACUUGGUUACCUUGCGGAGGCACCUCAGCACCAGGAAUGGUCUCUCGAUGAGGCCGUCAAAUCCCCUGCUGGGUUUGAAGCUGCCAGUUGGGGCUGGAACUCUAGAGGCAAGGCUCUAAGGGGAACCGAGGUGCUGGAUUGGAAACCACAGGAGAGAAGUUUGGAAGAUGAGGUGCCUGACCUCAUUCGCUCAGAGGCUUCUAGACUUGAUUUGUAA
Messenger RNA from Aspergillus bombycis, 2073 nucleotides. RefSeq names its product nucleoside-diphosphate-sugar epimerase. Bases 1 to 2073 code for a protein of 690 amino acids. The transcript is spliced from 3 exons. Gene Ontology annotation, molecular function: succinate-semialdehyde dehydrogenase (NAD+) activity. NCBI's taxonomy places the organism in Eukaryota, Fungi, Ascomycota, Eurotiomycetes, Eurotiales, Aspergillaceae. The record is from RefSeq and is a predicted model, not a curated record.